AAAUCUCAUUGGUAAUUCUCGCGGUAAUGUAAUCGGCUGUAGCGAUUUGAGGCUUUGGAGUUUCGGUCUUACCCAUUUGAGAUUUUUUUAAAUUUCCCGCGUCUUUUCUUGUUCUCGAUAAAAAAAAAAAAAAAAAAAAAAAAACUGUGUAAUUUUUUUUUUAACUGGAUGACAUAAAUUCGGCGACUUCUGCUUUAAUAAUGUAGUUUCUCUUAAGUUAUGCAUCUGAGCCCUUGUGUGAUAGAUAUAUGAACAUUGCAUUUUGCAUGCAUGUGCUAACUCAUAAUAUUGAAAUACUUCGUAUUUACAGUAAUAAAGAAGUAAAAUUCAACAGUCGCUCUUGAUUGUAUUUAGUUAACGGAUAAUGCAUUAAUACUGAACUGUCUGCAAGGCGAACUGUAAGCUAUCGACAUUAACAGUUUUUUUUUUUUUUUUUUUCCAUUGUGCACUAACAUAUAGUUUCGCACGAAAUAUAUAAAACUGGAAAACGCAAGAGUAUCUCGUUUUAACCUCGAACAUUAUUUAAAAGAUGUUUCACUGUGGAUGUAAAAGUAGAGACGUCAGUUCAAACUCUCCAAAAUCUGUCCAGGCGCAAUCCAGCCGUAUUAAGAAAAGAAUAGAAAAGGUGUUCCGCAAGUAUCUGACUUUCUGCGGCAUUGGAGUUCAGAAUGCUCAACUCUUCGAGAUGUCUGUUCGGGAAUUUAAGAGGAAUCAACUUUUACUUAGCCUGGCCAAAUCUAUAUUUGAAGAGACCUCGUCUUUGGAUCGCCUUAUCAAUAAAAUCAUGGUCAAAGCAGAGGAGUUACUUCAAUGUGAAAAAUGUAGAGUUUAUCUCGUGGACACAGAACAUGAUGACCAGCUUAUUUAUCAAAGAUUGGACAGUUCUGAGGAAAAAUCUAAUUCUUUGCCACCAAUAUUCAAACCAAAAAAGUUUUCAAGACCUCAGGAUGUUGUUUUUACUACAAUUUUUGAACUUCACAGAGAUGAACAGGAGAUUAGGAGGCCUAGUUUGAAAGAUCUGUCAGGUUCUGAAGUAGCACAUCUACAUUUUGCACGGCAUGUCGUAGCCACUGAACAAACGUUUAAUUGGUCAGGAACUGAUGAAGAAAUAAAAGAUGUCAGAGCCUCAAACAUUUCAGGAGUUCCACCUGAUUUACCGUUUGAGAAAUUAAGAAGUCGAGUAUUAUCCAUUCCCAUAUUCAGCAGUGAUAAAAAGGUCAUUGGUGUUGCACAGUUAGUAAAUAAAUUGAAGGGACAAGUGUUUACAGAAUGUGAUAUUAGUACACUAGAGGCAUUUUCAAUAUUUUGUGGUCUCGGCAUUUACAACACACAGAUGUAUGAAAAUGCAAGCAAACUGAUGGCCAAACAGAAAGUAGCUCUAGAAGUAUUAUCUUAUCAUGCAUCAUCAUCUUUAGAAGAAGCUAAAAAGUUAAUGCAAAUAUCCAUACCAUCUGCAGAAAAGUUCAAAUUGUCUAGUUUUCAGUUCAGUGAUUUCAGGUUGAGCGAUGAUGAUACUUGCCAGGCAGCGAUUCGCAUGUUUAUGGAGUUAGAUCUCAUUCAUAAAUUCCGGAUUCCUUAUCAAGUCAUGUGUCGAUGGAUCCUGAGCGUCAAGAAAAAUUAUCGUCCUGUAAUUUAUCAUAACUGGAGACAUGCAUUAAAUGUUACACAGACUGCUUUUGCAAUGCUUAUGACAGGAAACAUGAAGGAAAUGUUGUCUGAUAUUGAAACAAUGGCCCUGUUAGUUGCUUGUCUCUCUCAUGACUUAGACCAUCGAGGUACAAAUAAUUCUUUCCAGACUAAGAUUGAAUCCCCCCUGGCCAUUUUAUACAGCACUUCUACAAUGGAGCAUCAUCAUUUUGACCAGUGUGUUAUGAUACUGAAUAGUGAGGGCAACAAUAUAUUCCAGUCUUUAUCACCAGAAGAAUACAGAAGCAUUAUUUCUAUUGUUGAAUCAGCCAUCUUGUCCACAGAUUUGGCUCUUUAUUUCAAAAAGAAAGAUGCAUUCUUAAAGCUAGUAAAUACUGGUGAACCAGAUUGGAAGAAUCCACAUAACAGAGAAUUGUUAAGAGGCAUGAUGAUGACAGCAUGUGACAUUUCUGCUAUAUGUAAACCAUGGGAAGUACAGAAAAAAGUUGCAGAGCUUGUAGCUGGAGAAUUUUUUCAGCAAGGAGAUUUGGAGAAAGAGAGGUUGAAAGAGCAACCUAUUGCAAUGAUGGAUCGAGAAAAGAAAGGUGAACUUCCUGCAAUGCAAGUUGGAUUUAUUGAUUGCAUUUGUCUUCCUGUGUAUGAAGCAUUGACUAGAGUUCAGCCGGCUUUAAAGCCUUUGCUUGAAGGUUGCAAAGAAAACAGAAAAAAUUGGCAGGCAUUAGCUGAUGAUAAAACGAAAAAAGAAAGAGAAUUAUUUACUUUCAGAAAUGGAACAAAUAAGAGGUUUGAAAAUAACCUUCAAGUGAAUGGAAUGGUUCAUCUACCUCAGACAGCCACAGCAGAGAUAUCAAAAGCGGAAGAAAAGAAAUAUGCUGGUGAAGUGAAGCGGAAGAAAGUUUCAGCAGAUUGUUCUCGAUUCAAACGCACAAACAAAGAGCAUCAUGGAAGUCUCUGUACAGUGCUGUGACUAUUUUAUUGUACAGGCCAUUUUCAUUAAUUUAUUUCAACAAAUGAUACUUAAUUUCGAGAUUAAGGAUAUAAUGACCUAUAAAAUCUGCACUGGUGAUGUAUAUGCAUUCUUGGAAAAAGAACAGUGAAAUUAAUAUCCCUUAUUGUGAUGGCUGGUCCAUUUGCUUGUUACUUUAUGAGACAUAUUGACUUAUUAUGUAUUUGUGUUGAACCUACAUUUUAAAGUGAACAAUGAACCUACAUAAAUCCAUUUUAAAAGUGAUAUAGUAAACAUGCAAACCUGAAUAUUCACCUGUUUUCAUCUUUUAUAGUUAAGUGCAUUCACUGAUUUAUGUCACAACUGCACUGCAUAAUAUUUCUGUACAAAUUUUUCUUCUAAGUCAUUCCAUCAAGGCAUUUAUUAAUAUAUUAUUCCACUGUGUGUCCUUUCUGUACAAAAUGUUUUUGUGUAUAACAUUUUAUUUGCAUUUAACUGAUUUCCUGCAAAAUUUUAUUGUGCCAAAAUUUUGUUUUUAGUUUUGUUAGUACUUAGUUUUCUUUUGCUAACAUCAGGUAUAAAAGUUAAUACAUACAUACAUACCUGUAUAAUACAUAUAUAUGGCUAAUAGAGAAAAUAUUUCUGUUUUUGUAUUUAGUUUACUAUUCCCUUAUUUAAAAUCAAUAUGUCAUAUUUCAAGUUCAGGGUAUUGGGAAGAAAAUCUUUGUACUAGUCAUGUCUUUCAGCACUUAUUUUACUGAAAACAAAAUUAUAUUGUAAAUACAUACAGGAAUUACUGCUUGUAUUGUAUAUUUGUAUCAAAGAUCAUCAAAUAAACUUUUAUACAAAAUGAAAAAUAUUUA
This is a messenger RNA of Stegodyphus dumicola, 3456 nucleotides long. RefSeq names its product cGMP-specific 3',5'-cyclic phosphodiesterase-like. NCBI's taxonomy places the organism in Eukaryota, Metazoa, Arthropoda, Arachnida, Araneae, Eresidae. Gene Ontology annotation, biological process: signal transduction. The record is from RefSeq and is a predicted model, not a curated record. Gene Ontology annotation, molecular function: 3',5'-cyclic-nucleotide phosphodiesterase activity; protein binding.